Molecule: messenger RNA, 201 nt
Organism: Entrophospora sp. SA101
Lineage: Eukaryota; Fungi; Glomeromycota; Glomeromycetes; Entrophosporales; Entrophosporaceae
Source: the annotation of a GenBank genome assembly
AUGCCUCCAUUAAUAAUAUCAGUGGCUGGUUUAAUGUUAGCCGGUUGGCUUUUAGAUGUUGUUCAACAUUGGCCAGUUUUUAAUAAAAUACCUGAAUUGUUUAUUUUGGUUCCUGUAUUACUAAAUCUAAAAGGAAACCUUGAAAUGAAUUUGGCGUCACGUUUAUCUACUUCGCUCGCUUUAAAUCCAUUCCAAUUGUAA